Molecule: messenger RNA, 5190 nt
Organism: Parascedosporium putredinis
Lineage: Eukaryota; Fungi; Ascomycota; Sordariomycetes; Microascales; Microascaceae
Source: the annotation of a GenBank genome assembly
AUGGAUACCGGUGUAUCAUCCAUCGUCAACGCGGUCAGGGUUGAAUUGGAUUUGCUGUGGAAGUUUAUCCCGUCCUCCAUGCCCGCAGGCUUCAAUAUCACGCGGCCAUUCAAGGUUCAAAUGAGCGAAAGAUUUGGGUGCGCUCUAUUGUGUCCAGAGCCCGGUAUGGGUGGACGUUUCGAGGAGCCAGAUACUGACCAAGAGUCAUCGAGCGACGAGGGCUCGCAGCUCUCGGAACCCGCUCCGCCCAAGAACAGCCGCGAGGAACCCAAAGACUGGGACUCUUCCUCCUCGGAGGCCACAUCGGACUCUCUAUCGCCAGAGGCUGUUCACGCCGAGGAGCUGCGGCGGGAGGAAAUUCGAAAAGGCAAAGCGAAGCAAACCCCUUCGCCCACUACCGAUGGCCCCUCACCGCCACCUCGCGGUGUAAACUCGCAAGGUCUCGCUCCCGGGUCAUCUGUGUUGCGGGAUGCGCUUGCGCCUGGAACCAAGAGGUUGAUCAACGAGGCGCUUGGCCACAUAGACGAUAUCGGGAUCGAAGUCAAGGCGGGGCACUACGACCUGAUUGCGUGGGAGGUCUGGGACUCCGAACAGGAUGCAUCCAUCAACCCCAAGCUAACAAGCUACGAUCAAUCAACCCCGCAGCCUCAGGAGGGCGAGAGCUCUUCAUCAGCACCAGAGCCGGGAUUGGGGUCAGAAUCCGGAUCCGGGUCGGAAUCAGGACCGGGGCCAGCCGAACCGCCGCCUCCCGGCUUUGUUGCCAGCGUCGAGAACGGGAGCGGCUCUCCUACUAAAGACAUGGGCGUCAAGACCCGCAACGCAGUCAUCCUCCCCGAACUGUGGGAAUUGGUGAUUGAGCCGGGCAUGCUCAUCUCCAUGGUUCUAUGGCCCUGGAAGAAGAAGAAGAAGAAGCCACCAGGCAACCCUAGUUCCUCCAACUCUGGCUGCGCCGCCUGGAACUGGCCGAGGAGCCUGGCAGAUUUUGCCACCGCCCCGGGCUUCGCCAAACACCCUCGUAGCCAGAGGCGUGGCGCCGAAGACGAGAAAGAGGCAGGUAUGCUACUUGCCGAAUCAUACGUGGGCGUCCUCUUGGGCGAAGCGCAGGCGAACCACGGCCUGCCAGAGGGAUUGCUCAGUUUCGCGGAUUUUGUACAGUGGGCGCUCAUCUAUCUCCGUCGCACGCUGUUCACCAUCGAGAAAGUGUGUCGUGUUCCAAAGCGACAACGGGUACCACUGACUGAGCAGACCUUCCUGAACCCCGAUGUGCGCCCCGAGAUGGCCGAGGUCAAAUCCGAUCGGAUAUCAAUGAUGGACGUGAAGCCUGAUGGCAUCGAGAAUAUGGCCCUUCCGAAAAGAGAUGUUGGCAUACGCGCGAAGAAACCCAAAGCGAGCGAAAGGGUCAGCAAAGGAGAUGGGAGUGUUGUUUUGAGCACGAACAACGCGUACACCGUCAGCAAGCUUCCUGCGAUCCCUGACCGGCUCCGCGCCGACAUCACAGCAUCUCAACAUGGAGACGUAUUUUCCGAUAGCGGCUACGCCGUGACGCUUACCCACACCCACGCCAUUGUGUGGCCUUACGCCUCAACGACGCCAUCGCCCGAGACCUUUACUUUUGCUCUUCCCUAUCCUUCGAAGAACCCCACCGAUCCCUUGCCACUUGCCUCGCUUGUGGCGCCAUCCGCAUCCUCGACCGAACCCGGUCUUGUAGUGGUGAUGCCCGUGAGUGGCCGGAUAACAUUCUGGGAAUCCAUCUCCUGUGCUGCCACAAUCGACUUGAUGCGCCAACAACGACAUGGCGUGGAAAACGUCCUUCAAGGCCUAUCCUCGGGCGAGCGCGUAAUACAGAUAUCAUCAGCCGAAUCUGCGGGCUUUGUCCUAGCCCUGAGUAGCGGUCGGCUGGUUCACAUGAUGGUGCGCGAUAGCCACGGGCGACCCGCUAUCUCGGUGCGCUUCCUCGACACCAGCCUCGGGGCUUCGCCCUCCGGCAUAUUCGGAAGCAUCCGACAUGCCCUUAGCCACACCACCGGUCGCGGCGACAUAGCGGCUGUUCGUGCAGAGCGCUCCAAUCGUGUUGGCGAGCGGAAUGUGGUCGCAGCAACCGUCAAGGGGAAGCUGGUUGCUUGGAGGUUCCAUCGAGGUGGCCGGUACGACAAGCUCGUCGAAGCCGAUGUGCGGGACGCCAUCGUGAACGCGUUCUACAACGCCGACGACUCCGCCGCCGAAUUCCCUGCCGAGUCUUUCGAGUUUAUCGAUUUUACCUAUGUUCCCAAGGGUCUCGAGUCCAGAUAUCGCGAUAUGAGCCGCCUGAGUGACGCGAUGGACUCUACCGACAAUAGCGUCCAGCACCUCUUAGCUGUGGUGAGCCUCACCAAGCGCUUCAGCUCCAAGUAUGCUCUAGUAGAAGUCAUCCUAUCUCCCCGCUCGACUGUCGUGGGAAUGGUUCGGCCUAUCUCCUGCUAUACCACCCCCGUCAGCACGAAACCUGCGGUCAAUGCCCUGCGACCUCGAAUCCACCUCCCUCGGCCUGCUCUAGUCGCCUUUGUCGUAUUUGACCGGGCCGCUGUCGUUGCGUCGAUUGCGAUACCGCCGCUAUCUCCCGAUUCCCAGCUCCAAGAAGAUAGUCAUGUAGCGCCAGACCUAUACGAGGACGUCGUUGACCUCCGCGACGACAAUAUUUUGGAAAUAAUAGGCUCAGGUUUCGAAGAGCCUCCUGCCGCCACGCUUCAUGACGAUUCCAGGACGCCUCGGCACAAGGCCAAGAAUCCAACAGCCGUCAUCAUGGUUCGAGGUGUCGGGAUGCUGCGCAUUGCGACGACAGAUGUGGACAAGUUUGCGAGUGAGAAAGCUCCCCGUGUUACCGCUAAAAGCAAGCUUGAGCAGGCCGUCUUUUAUGGCGUCAAGGCCGAUAACCCACUCUUGUUCGACGGCCGCAGAGAUGCCCAGUUUAGCCACGAGGAGCUGUCGCAGGCUGCGCUGCUUCUGAGCCAGGAAAUCCUGAGCUCGAGCAACCCUCACAUCGGUACCCUCCCAGUGUCUCUCGAAGAGAAUCUCAAGAGCCGGGGUCUUGCGCUCGAACGACUCAUUCAGUAUCUCGCCUUGACCAAUGUGCAAAUGGAGCGUCGUAUACGCUGGUCCCUUCUCUGGAACGCCGAGAAGAUGGCGGUCUCGGCCGCACUAUGGAAAAAGCAUGAAACUUUCCUUGCCCAGCGGCCCGUCGACAACAAGAAAACUCUCAUUACAGAGAUUGUCGAGUACAUCCAUGAGGACCAAAAGACGAACCCAAAUGCUGUCGUCGGCGAGGUGGACCGCGUCCGACACUGGUUCAUCAACGACGUCGGGAGGCUUGACAUCUUCGUCGCAUGGGCGUACGAAGUCAUCAAACACAUGUAUAAGGGCCAGACUCUUGACGAUAUUAGGCUCUCGUACCUCAUGGAGGAGGCCGUUAGCGUGAACGUGAUCACCCUCAAAGGCGGCAUCGAGUUCCGGUUAAAAAUCUCGCCCUCUAUGCCCUGGACCGGGUCCCAUUUUGUCUGCAACAACGCCAAGCGUCUGCUUGAGCUAUGCCAUCAGUGGCUACAGCAGUUUUACCCCGUCCGGGAAGACCUUCGCCAGUCUUCUUCGCGUCGACCCUCUGCCUCCAUUCUCGCCGAGAUCGUCGCAGAUCUACCGGCUCUUACUGACCAGUACCUACUUUCCGUACUGGAGCAGUCUCGCUGGGCCUCGAGCACAACCGACGCGAAAAAGCUCCAGUGGGCUCACGUCUGCGCCGAGGCAUACGAGUCGUCGCGCUAUGAAAAGGUUCUUGCUCUUGAAUCUCUCGAACUCUGGGCUCAGGCCAUGGUCAUUGCGGAGAAGCACAGGUGCUGGCCAGCACUUUCUGAUGUGCUCAUUGUCCAAAUUAAAGCCCUUGUUACAAAGGCCGAAGACCCCACGGUAGCCGCGGAGUCGUCAGACGUGCUGAUGGCCCAAGCAGAGACGCUUAGAGAUCGCCUCAAAGGAUACUUCGACAGGUACGGCCAGGACUUCGCUUUCGCCGCUUAUGACACGUUGCUUGCGAAGGACGGAGCGGAGAGCGUCCUGGACUUCGACGGAGAUGACCACGGCUACAAAACACAGUAUUUGCGAAGCAACCCGUCGUUGGCCAAGAUCUCGUGGAUCCAUGACCUUGAGGAGGAGAAGGACCUUUCCCAUGCGGCGCACACCUUGCUGGACCUCGGAUUGUCGAAAGAGUCGCUCUCAUGGAAUAAGAAGAUUGAGCUUAGCCUCGGCAAACUGGCCCUCAUGGCCAGCGACGCCAACCUCAGCCGGGACUACACAUCACUCUCAACAAGUGCCAAAGUCAGCCCCGAAAGCGCCACAGAAGCUCAACUUUUCAAGGUUGAUAGCGAGUUAGAGAUCAUCAAGAUCCAGGACGCCUUGUUUUCCCACGUCUACGCCACGGUGGAGACGGCUGUCGAUGACGCCGCCGAACUUGAGCUGGCCAUGGAGACGCACGCGCCUGACAUGCCCAAGAAGUACAAGAUUUUCCACCAGCUCGUCGAAACUGGCAUACGUCGACUUCUCAAGCACGAGGUCCUCGACCCGCUCACACUCAUCGACGUGUUGACCUUGGCUAGGUUUGACGAGGCGUCGGACAUUGGCCAGGAACGCUUCUUCCUAGCACUUUGCGUGGCCCAUCUUGCCCUUAGCGGAGAGGAGUAUAAGCAGACGCGGAGGCUCAUUUGGAGGAGGUGUUAUAUCCGCGAUGACUGGGUCAAGAUCAACGACACCCAGCGCAAGGCCGACGUUGAGGUUGCCACUGUUAUCGCCAACACCACCCUCUUCAACACCUGCGCGGCUUGUUUCGGAAACUAUCAAGAUCUCAAUGAGCACUUCAAGUCUCUCAACCCCUCUGAGUGUCUCCAUGUCUACUCCAACGAAUUCGAUCGCCGAUUCAAGGAUGUGGACAAGAGCUUCCAAGAUAAGCUUGUGGAUGCCAUGAAAUGGGAGGAUGUGCAACUGCGCAGAUAUCUCGACAAAAGCCGUCUUGUGGAGUGGGCGCAAAGCACAGAGAGGGAAGCUCGCGACAUGGUUAACGGCCUUCUCGAUGACACCCUCGCUAAGAAGCUUGCGGCCACCCGAGUACACGUCGAGGGUGAUGCCGACGAUGACAGCUCCAUGCUGGACGCAAACGGCUCCGCCAUGAUGUGA